This is a messenger RNA of Kwoniella botswanensis, 561 nucleotides long. RefSeq lists its product as uncharacterized. Gene Ontology annotation, cellular component: Golgi apparatus; endoplasmic reticulum-Golgi intermediate compartment; endoplasmic reticulum. The transcript has 5 exons. NCBI's taxonomy places the organism in Eukaryota, Fungi, Basidiomycota, Tremellomycetes, Tremellales, Cryptococcaceae. The coding region runs from base 1 to 561 and encodes 186 amino acids. Gene Ontology annotation, biological process: UDP-N-acetylglucosamine biosynthetic process. Gene Ontology annotation, molecular function: monosaccharide binding; glucosamine 6-phosphate N-acetyltransferase activity. The record is from RefSeq and is a predicted model, not a curated record.
AUGACACCAGAUAGCCAGCUCGACCUCUUGUUCGAUCCAUCUCUCAUCCCCUCAACCAUACAAGAACAGCUCGGUCCAGAUUUGCAUCUGCGACCACUUGCUUCUGACGAUCACAAAAGGGGUCAUUUCGACGUUCUGUCCGUAUUGACAACAGCACCAUUGCUGUCACCAAAAGCUUACAAGGAAAAUUUUGAUGAGUUGAAGGCAUGUGCCGGUACUUACUUUAUCAUUGUAAUUGUGGAUGUUGCUUCAGAGAAGAUCGUGGGCAGUGGCUCUGUCAUUGUCGAACGUAAAUUCCUUCGAGCAGCUGGUCUUGUAGGUCAUAUAGAAGAUAUAGCAGUCUCAAAGGCGGUGCAGGGGAAGAAGCUUGGUCUCAGAAUUAUCAACGCACUCGAGGAGAUAGGAAGGGUAAGAGGAUGUUAUAAGAUUAUCUUAGAUUGUAGCGAAAAGAAUAUACCAUUCUAUGAGAAAUGCGGGUUUAAACACAAAGAGUUUCAAAUGGUUCGAUAUAUGGCAGACCCCAAGGACGUCGCUAAAUCACCAACGCCAUCUAAAUUAUGA